AUGGCCGCUCUACCACCGGUCAGAGUUACCCCCGCUCGACCAUUCUCCAAGUGCGGGGUUGACUACGCCGGGCCGCUCUCCAUGUGCCGCAACAAAGGGAAAGGCGCUGCCACGUUGAAAGGUUACGUUGCGCUAUUUGUGUGCCUCUGCACAAAGGCAGUGCACCUGGAGCUCGUCAGCGACCUCACCACAGCCAGUUUUCUAGGAGCCUUUACUUGGUUUGUCGGGAGGCGUGGGAGACCAUCUGAAGUUUGGAGCGACAAUGGCACCAACUUUCGAGGAGCUGCAUUGGAGCUGAGACGUCUGCUCCGAGAAGCCGAAAUCGACUGGGGCGUCGUCGAGGGCGAACUCGCCAAGGACGGAACUUCGUGGAAAUUCAUUCCGCCCUCGGCAUCGCACUUCGGGGGCCUGUGGGAGGCCGGCGUCAAGUCGAUGAAGAGACACUUGAUGCGGGUGGCCUCUCCUCGCCGCCUCACUUACGAGGAGCUCACCACUCUUCUAGUUUCCAUCGAAGCUACUCUGAAUAGCCGCCCGCUCGUUCCAUCUGCUGGUGACCUCGAUGACAUCGAGGCCCUCACUCCUAGUCACUUCCUAAUCGGGACUUCAGCCACCUCUUAUCCUCAGACUAGCAGUACCGGCCAACCCCUAGAUAGAGCUAGUCAUUGGGAGCUCGUCCAGGCCAUGAGGAGCCACUUCUAG
Phymastichus coffea is the source of this 699-nucleotide messenger RNA. RefSeq lists its product as uncharacterized. Gene Ontology annotation, molecular function: nucleic acid binding. Lineage: Eukaryota; Metazoa; Arthropoda; Insecta; Hymenoptera; Eulophidae. The coding region runs from base 1 to 699 and encodes 232 amino acids. The transcript has a single exon. The record is from RefSeq and is a predicted model, not a curated record. Gene Ontology annotation, biological process: DNA integration.